Papilio machaon (common yellow swallowtail) is the source of this 861-nucleotide messenger RNA. RefSeq lists its product as uncharacterized. Lineage: Eukaryota; Metazoa; Arthropoda; Insecta; Lepidoptera; Papilionidae. Bases 1 to 861 code for a protein of 286 amino acids. The transcript has a single exon. The record is from RefSeq and is a predicted model, not a curated record.
AUGGCUUCGCGCUCAAAUGUUAAGCUAUGCUCUCCGGUGCGUAAUCGCUCACCAUCCGAAGGUGUCACGCGUAGAAAGAAAGCCCAACCAGAUGUCGAUAUUCCGUCCUCGGACUACACAGACCUGGCAAAAGAAAUACGUCUUCUGCGCCAAAAUAUGUCUGGGCUUCAUCUAAAGCUAUCGGAAGCCAUCCAGUCUAUACAAGACUGCUCUAAAAGAAUGGACGAUGUUACGACUAAAAUGGAAUUAAUGGAGGAGCGUCUCACAUCUUUAGAAAACCAGCAAGCUAAAGAAAACACGGAACUAAAAAACCAGGUCGCAGCGCUUAUUGAUAAAGUUAAUUUUCAAGAGCAACUUAUGCUAAAGAAUGAGGUUGAAGUUGUUGGUGUCCCAGAAACAAAACAUGAAAGUCUAGCACAUACUGUCAAGGUGAUCAGUAACAAAAUUGGUGUUACGGUAACUGAUGCAGAACUAGACUCGGUAAUGAGAGUGGGCACUAGAAACACAACCAGGCUUAAUGUUAUCCGUCCCAUUGUUGUGAGAUUCCUACGAAAAGAAAAAAGGGAUGAAUUUAUUUUGGCUGCCAAAACACGUAAGAAUAUUAAUUCAAAAGAUGUAACCCCUGACUCGCCAGAGCACACUAUUUUCAUAAAUGAAAGGCUAACUAAACAAAAUAGGCAUUUAUUUCGUGAGGCUAGAUUACGCUCUAAACAAGCCAACUUUAAGUACUGUUGGACGAAAAAUGGCCUCAUUUAUGUGCGACAAAGAGAAGGGAAAGCUGCUAUACUUAUUCGUUCUGAUGCAGACUUGGACAACGCAUUCAAACCUUCAAAUGACAGCCCCGGGAAUGCAGAAAAUUAA